Molecule: messenger RNA, 549 nt
Organism: Zasmidium cellare ATCC 36951
Lineage: Eukaryota; Fungi; Ascomycota; Dothideomycetes; Mycosphaerellales; Mycosphaerellaceae
Exons: 1
Coding region: 1-549 (182 amino acids)
Source: RefSeq, a predicted model, not a curated record
AUGUCAUCACGAGCACAACCUCCAUCGUUCUUGACGACUUUCUGUUCCGAGCCCGCACAAGACGUCGACAUGGAGAAACUCAUAAGGCACAUCCACGACCUACCUGUCGACAUCUUCGACAUCAUUCAAGACUUCUUCUUCACCAUGCCACCGCGAACGAUGGAAAUCAACGGCCACUACAGACCCCCGGCCGAACUUCAAAUCAGCCGCGAGACUCGCAAAAAGUUCGCCUGGGUCUACUACACCUUCACGACAUUUUUCGCUAGUUGCUGGGACGACCAGAAAGUCUACGACUGGUUGAAGUCACUGCCUCGCCCACAUUUGUACCACGUCGAUCGCAUCGAGAUGUACGUUGCGAUUCAUUCAAAGGAGGCUCUGAUGCGUCUUACGGCGAGACCACGGCUGUGUCUUCUUAGGUCGAAGUUGGUUACGGAUCGCUGGGUCAAGAUGGACGACGUGUUGUAUCUGAGAUAUAGCGAUGGGUCUAUUGAUGAUUAUGAGACUUGUGCUGCUUGGGCUAUGCUUGGGCCGUCGAGGCUGCCCUGGUGA